Molecule: messenger RNA, 3102 nt
Organism: Parnassius mnemosyne (clouded apollo)
Lineage: Eukaryota; Metazoa; Arthropoda; Insecta; Lepidoptera; Papilionidae
Source: the annotation of a GenBank genome assembly
AUGGCAGAUGUGAAUAGCUUAUUUGAUUGUUUUGACGAAUCAACUGAAAACGAAGCUGCUGUUCAAUUUCCAAAUUUGAAAAUUAACGAGGACUCCGUUGAGGAAGCAAAAGAAUCUAAUAGCGCUACUAUCAAACGCACUCACGAAGAAGUUGAAUAUGCUGAUACUACAGAAGCUAAAAAGCCGAAACAGGAAGAAGAUGAGUCUGAUCUCAUUGCCGAUUUAAACUUAGAUAUAUUAAAUUCUCGCAUUGUAAUACAUACAUUGGAGACAACGGAAGGUUGUACACAUGAGGUAGCCAUACCUCCAAAUCACGAGUAUGCUCCUCUUAUGCCCAUUACAACAGAACCAGCCAAGCAGUACAGUUUUAUUCUGGAUCCUUUUCAAAAAGAAGCCAUAAUGUGUAUAGACAACUUGCAGUCUGUUUUAGUCUCAGCGCAUACUUCUGCUGGGAAAACUGUGGUAGCUGAGUAUGCAAUAGCUCUAUCCUUAAAGAAUAAGCAGAGAGUUAUAUAUACUACACCAAUCAAGGCAUUGUCAAAUCAGAAAUAUAGGGAAUUUUCAGAGGAGUUUCAUGAUGUUGGGCUCAUCACUGGUGAUGUUACUAUAAAUCCAUCAGCAUCAUGUUUAAUUAUGACAACUGAGAUUUUAAGAAACAUGCUCUACAGAGGAUCUGAAAUAAUGAGAGAAGUAGGCUGGGUUGUAUUUGACGAAAUUCAUUAUAUGAGAGACAAGGAGAGAGGAGUAGUGUGGGAAGAGACCCUCAUCCUUCUGCCGGAUAAUGUACACUACGUGUUUCUUUCGGCCACAAUUCCGAAUGCGCGUCAGUUCGCAGAAUGGGUGUGCCGUCUACACUCUCAACCCUGUCAUGUGGUUUACACAGAGUACCGACCUACGCCGUUACAGCAUUACAUAUUUCCAGCUGGUGGUGACGGCAUACAUCUUGUUGUUGAUGAGAAGGGUCAAUUCAAAGAAGACAACUUCAAUACGGCAAUGGCAGUUCUAAGUAACGCUGGUGAUGCUGGUAAAGGCGACCAACGCGGUCGUCGAGGUGGGCCAGCCCGUGGUAACAACCAGACGAACAUAUUCAAUAUAGUUAAAAUGAUCAUGGAACGGAACUUUGCGCCGGUCAUCAUAUUCAGUUUUAGUAAAAAGGACUGUGAAGCAUACGCAAUGCAAAUGGCCAAAUUGGACUUUAAUACAAUUGAGGAGAAAAAACUUGUAGACGAGGUUUUUAACAAUGCAAUGGACAUUUUAUCUGAAGAGGACCGAAAAUUGCCUCAAGUUGAGAAUGUUAUUCCGUUGUUGCGGAGAGGCAUUGGAAUACAUCAUGGUGGACUGCUUCCUAUACUGAAGGAAACUAUUGAGAUUUUGUUUGGUUUAGGACUUAUAAAGGCUCUCUUCGCCACCGAAACUUUCGCUAUGGGACUCAAUAUGCCUGCAAGAACUGUUGUAUUCACAAAUUGUCAGAAAUUCGACGGAAAGAAUUUUAGAUUUAUAACAUCUGGCGAGUACAUACAGAUGUCAGGUCGAGCUGGUCGACGAGGUUUGGACGACAAGGGUAUUGUGAUACUCAUGAUCGAUCAAAAGGUCACGCCCUCUGUUGUCAAAGGCAUGGUUCAAGGCAAAGCUGAUCCCAUAAAUUCUGCAUUCCACCUCACAUAUAAUAUGGUGCUUAACUUAUUGAGAGUGGAAGAAAUCAACCCGGAAUACAUGUUGGAAAGAAGUUUCUUCCAAUUCCAAAACCAAGCUGCCAUCCCUGAUCUCAUUGACAAGGUGAAGGUAAAGCAGAAAAAAUAUGACGCGUUGACGGUAGAUCAAGAACACUCAAUAGCUUCUUACUGCAGUAUCCGUUCGCAACUGGACUUGUUGGGUGCUCAAUUCCGUGCUUUUAUAACACGGCCCGAGUAUUUGAAGCCGUUUUUACAACCAGGAAGGUUGGUCAAGGUGAAAACAGAAAAACAUGAAUACGAUUGGGGUAUCAUAGUAAACUUCAAGCACAAGAUGGGCAAAGGCAAAAAGCCACAGGAGGAAAAUCCGCUAACGGCAGAGUCUGUCAUUAUUGUCGACAUUUUGUUACAUGUGAAAAAAUCUGAACCUGAUGACACGGAUACCAAGAUUCCAUGUCCUCCUGGAGAGAGUGGCGAAGUUGAAGUAGUCCCAGUUCUCCACACAUUAAUUUAUCAAAUAAGUUCUCUUCGCGUGUACUACCCGAAGGACUUGAGGCCGCCCGACAACCGUAAGUCUGUGCUGAAGACUAUCGGAGAAGUCAAGAAACGUUUUCCAGAAGGACCGCCUCUUCUAAACCCAAUUAAGGAUAUGAAGAUUGAAGAUCAGGUGUUUAAAGAGUGUGUGGAUAGGAUAAAGUUGUUAGAAGAACGACUAUACGCACAUCCAUUACAUAAAGACAAAAGCCGUGGUGCUUUGACGGCCGCCUACGAAAAGAAACAGGAAUACCUGGAAGAACUGACCCUAGCUAAGGCUGAGCUAAAGAAAGCCAAGAGCAUACUUCACAUGGACGAGCUUAAAAAGAGAAAACGUGUCCUUAGACGAAUGGGAUACUGUACUCUGGCAGAUGUUAUCGAGUUGAAAGGCCGGAUAGCCUGCGAGUUAAGUAGUGCGGACGAGUUGCUGCUCACGGAGUUGAUUUUCAACGGCGUAUUCAACGCGCUAAGCCCAGAGCAAAGCGCUUCGCUUGUCAGCUGCUUCGUUUGCGACGAGAAUGCCUCGCAAUCUUCCGCUACUGGCGAGGAGCUACGCGGUGUGCUUAGGCAAUUACAGGAAUACGCCCGGCGAAUAGCGAAAGUGUCAAUAGACGCGAAAAUGGAUUUGGACGAAGAUGAGUAUGUAUCGAAAUUCAAAUGCACGUUAAUGGACGUCGUGCUCGCGUGGUGCAAGGGCGCCAACUUCCUGCAAAUAUGCAAGAUGACUGACGUGUUCGAAGGGUCCAUUAUAAGGUGUAUACGACGACUGGAGGAGGUACUUAGACAGCUCUGUCAGGCGGCGAAGAACAUUGGCAACACUGAUUUGGAGAACAAGUUCAGUGAAGCGAUCAAAAUGCUUAAACGUGACAUUAUAUUCGCGGCCAGUCUGUACAUGUAA